AUGGCGUCCUCUAGUAGCGCGGUCGCGACGACGCUGUCGUCGCGGUCGCUGGCGGCGACGAAUUCGCUCUCGGGCUCGACGACGGCGAGACUCCGAACCCGAAUCCCGCGCGGCGCGCCCCUGGUCACGCGCGCGGGCAAGGGCAAGGGCAAGCGGUACCGGAACGAGGUGAAAGACCCGUACGCGGCGAAGGAGACGCGCGCGAAGCCGUCCGCGGACGACGGCCCGCUGAACGCGGUGUUCGCGCCGGGGGACGACACCGAGGAAUACUUUCUGUUCGUCCGUAAAGUGCGAAAGGGGUCCGCCGCGGCGUCCCCCGCGGCGUCCCCCGCGUCGACCGCCGCCGCCGCCGCCGCCGUCGACGUCGGCCUCAGCAUGCGCGGCCCGAACGCCCCGGGACCGGGGACCGGCGGCGCGGACGAAACCAACGAGCGAUGGCUCCCGCUCGGCGACAUCGUCAUCUCCGCGGGGGGCGAUUUGGAUCUCGCCGUAGCGGAGCGCCGCGCCGUCCUUCUCGCGUUCGCGAAGCGGAAACACCUGAAGAUGCUCCCGAUCGCAUCCGACGAGGAGGUCCAGUUCGGCGCGCGGACGCAGCGCGGGCCGAAGCGCGCGGGCGCGACGGACCCGAGCGAGACGUUCCCGGUCGCGACGGGCGCAGCGCACGCGGCGUUGGAGUGGGACGAGGAGACGCGCGGCGAAUUUGGCGCGCCGUCGGCGCGCGCGGAGCUGCGGCUGAUGAGCGCGCUGCCGACCAUCUCGACCCAGAAGAAGAACGAGAUGCUCGCGGGGAGCAUGUCGAUGAUCAAGGCGCAACAGGAGAAGAUGAACGCCGAGAUGCAGCGAUCGAAGAAGGCGUAG
Messenger RNA from Micromonas pusilla CCMP1545, 858 nucleotides. RefSeq lists its product as uncharacterized. NCBI's taxonomy places the organism in Eukaryota, Viridiplantae, Chlorophyta, Mamiellophyceae, Mamiellales, Mamiellaceae. The record is from RefSeq and is a predicted model, not a curated record. The coding region runs from base 1 to 858 and encodes 285 amino acids. The transcript has a single exon.